AAGGCCAUAACAUAGUUGAACUAUUACAAGCUGCAUUUGUUCGAAAGGUUCAACUCAAAAAUAUGAAUGUCAAAGUUAAUGUUACCGCUAUAGCUAACGAUACAGUUGGCACACUUGUAGCAAAUGCAUACAGCGAUCAAAAUACUAUAAUUUCAGUAGUUUUAGGUACGGGAACAAAUGCAGCUUGUAUUUGUACAACAUCAUCAAUAACAAAAGCCAAAUUCCCUUCAAAUGCACCAGAUUGUAUGAUCAUGAACACUGAAUGGAAUUUAAUGGGAAUAGAGUUUCUACCAUUUAUAAAAUAUGAUAGGAUCCUUGAUUUGCAAAGCCC
Entrophospora sp. SA101 is the source of this 331-nucleotide messenger RNA. NCBI's taxonomy places the organism in Eukaryota, Fungi, Glomeromycota, Glomeromycetes, Entrophosporales, Entrophosporaceae. The record is from the annotation of a GenBank genome assembly.